UGGACGGUUCAGCUGUCGCUCAGCUUCGUUUGGAGAUUCCAUGUGUCCGGAACAAAUGUUUGCUAUCGGCCCGCGAUGAAGGGUCAGAGGGGUCUACUCGGUCACGGGUUAUUUUUAGGAGCAUGUUUUCAUAGAGGCGGCCUGCGGGGAGAUGGUCGGUAUUAAAGCCGACCGGAGGGGAACCGGAGCACACAGGCUCGGAUUCAAGAUGCCGAACUGGGGGGGAGGCGCCCGCUGUGCGGCCUGCGAGAAGACGGUGUACCACGCAGAGGAGGUCCAGUGUAACGGGAGGAGCUUCCACAAGACCUGCUUCCUCUGCAUGAGCUGCAGGAAGGCGCUGGACAGCACCACCGUGGCGGCGCACGAGUCUGAGAUCCACUGCAAGUCCUGCUACGGCAAGAAAUACGGGCCAAAGGGCUACGGAUACGGGCAAGGAGCCGGAGCGCUGAGCUCUGACCCUCCUAACCACGAGGGCCCGCAGCAUCACGACUCUAAACCACGACCACCAAACUCUAACGAAAAUAAAUCUUCCCUGAAGUUUGGGUGUUCGGACCGCUGCCCUCGCUGCUCCAAAGCCGUCUACGCAGCUGAGAAGGUGAUGGGAGCGGGCAAGCCCUGGCACAAAACCUGCUUCCGCUGCGCGCUGUGUGGUAAAAGCCUGGAGUCGACCACAGUGACAGACAAGGAUGGAGAGCUGUACUGUAAAGUUUGCUACGCCAAAAACUUCGGGCCAAAAGGAUUUGGACUGGGGAACGAAGCCAUGUUGGAGUAACAAGAAGUCACACCUUUCACCUUUAUACCGGAUGGUGUUUGUAAUAAAUGAAAGUGUCCAGAAGUGGAAAAACAAAGGGUAGAAAAUGGUACAAAAUAAAACUAUGUUGGUACAUGAAUUCAAUGAAUAAUUGAAUGCAGUUCAUUCAUGAAAAAUGAUUGUAUUCAAUAAUAAAGCUAAAGAGGAAACUUG
Gasterosteus aculeatus aculeatus (three-spined stickleback) is the source of this 964-nucleotide messenger RNA. It is a transcript of the gene csrp3, whose product is annotated as cysteine and glycine-rich protein 3 (cardiac LIM protein). The record is from RefSeq and is a predicted model, not a curated record. Gene Ontology annotation, molecular function: structural constituent of muscle; actinin binding. Gene Ontology annotation, biological process: muscle tissue development; sarcomere organization; cardiac muscle contraction. Gene Ontology annotation, cellular component: nucleus; Z disc; cytoplasm. NCBI's taxonomy places the organism in Eukaryota, Metazoa, Chordata, Actinopteri, Perciformes, Gasterosteidae.